Messenger RNA from Colletotrichum phormii, 702 nucleotides. RefSeq names its product yeats family protein. Gene Ontology annotation, molecular function: histone binding. The record is from RefSeq and is a predicted model, not a curated record. Gene Ontology annotation, cellular component: SWI/SNF complex; transcription factor TFIIF complex; transcription factor TFIID complex. The transcript has 4 exons. Gene Ontology annotation, biological process: chromatin remodeling; regulation of transcription by RNA polymerase II. Lineage: Eukaryota; Fungi; Ascomycota; Sordariomycetes; Glomerellales; Glomerellaceae. The coding region runs from base 1 to 702 and encodes 233 amino acids.
AUGGCCCGUCGCUCCAAUGCUAACAUCGAGAUCAAGAGGAAAGUAAGGCUCGUCACCGAGCAGAACGUCAUCGACAAGCCGUCCCCCGUCGAGGAUUUUCCCAUGAGAAAAUGGUCGAUCAACGUCUACAUCAUUGGCGAGGAUGGUGAGGAGCACCCGGCCGACUGCUUCCUCAAGGUCGUCUACAACCUUCACCCUUCCUUCGACAACCCGACCCAAACCUUCAACAAGCCCCCUUUCCGAUGUGAAAACGAGGGAUGGGGUGAGUUCGACAUGACGAUCGAUUGCUACAUCACCGAAAAGUCAAAGCAGUCCCUCAGCCACGACCUCAACUUCGCAAAGAACCGCUACGAGGCCGAGCACACCGUUUCAUUCAAGAACCCUUCCCAGGCUCUGCAGCAAAUCCUGCGUGAGACCGGUCCCUUGCCAUCAGACGAUGACCGCCUCAAGAAGAAGGGUGGUGCCGGCAAGAAGGGCGCCCAGAAGUACGAUUACGAAAAGAUUGCCCAGGCACUUGAGAAGCUGGACGAGGAUGACCUGCUCCGCGUCAUUCAGAUUAUCAAUGAUAACAAGACAGCGGAGACAUACAUCAAGAGUGAUGUCGAUGCGGGAGAGUUUUCCAUUGAUCUGUAUACGAUGUCGGAUCAGAUGACCAAGCUCCUGUGGGACUACUUGGUGAGUCAAAAAUAUGUCCGGGUCUAG